CGCGGACCUGCAUCGCUCGCCCCGGCCUCGCCGCGCAGCCCGUUGGAGGGGCGCCGGGUGGCUGCUGCCUCCCGAUGAGGCUCCGCCGGGCCGUCCAGCAUGAAGAGCCGGGCUCGCCAGCCGCUGAUUCUGAAGAAGAGGAAGACGCCGCCGCCGCUGCAGGCCAGCCCCGCCGAGGACGCCGAAGCCGGCCGCCGAGCCGGCCGGGUCAAGCAGGAGCCAAGGCUCGCCCGCCAGCUCCGAGGCAUCCCGGCCUCCCCCGGCCGGGUGGGCGCAGGUGAGCGCUCGGCCCCGCUCCGCCCCCCCGGGCUGCUCACCCCUGCCCAAGGCGUCCCGGAGAGGCCAGCCCCGGAACGGUCUCCUGGGAAGGACCCAGGCGGGCUGAGCCUGUGCAGCCAAGACAGCAGCCUGGGCCCCGGGCCCUUUCAGGACCUGUCCGGAUCCGAAGAGGAGAGCCUGGCCACCAGCCGCGGGGCCCCCGAAGAGGAAGAACAGCUGUCCGGGAUAUGGCCCUGGAGCCCGGAGGAGUCGGACUUUUUGGCCUUGCAGUCCUUGGGGAGCCGAGAAGAGGAAGGACCCAGCAGCGAGGACUCGGUCAGUUCUGGCUUGAGCAGCAGUCUGACCAACAUCCAAUGGUUGGGCAAGAUGUCUUCCACGGCGCUCAGCUCCUGUAGCGUGAAGAAGGACACGGAGAAGGAGAACCAGACCCCAGAGCAGAAGACAAUUAAGUCUGAGGAGAGUCCCGCAGUGGCCGCCGUCUGUCCGGGUUCAUGGAAGGAAUCCUUCUCCGAACGGCCCCCCUACUCUUACAUGGCCAUGAUCCAGUUUGCCAUCAACAGCACCGAGAAGAAGCGCAUGAUGUUGAAGGACAUCUACACCUGGAUCGAGGACCAUUUUCCCUAUUUCAGGCAUGUGGCCAAGCCAGGCUGGAAGAACUCCGUGCGUCACAAUCUUUCCCUUCACGACAUGUUUGUUCGGGAGACGUCUGCCAAUGGAAAAAUCGCAUUCUGGACCAUCCAUCCCGAAGCAAACCGUUACCUGACCCUGGAUCAGGUGUUCAAGCAGCAGAAACGUCCAACUUUGGAUCUGCAGAAGAACGCGAAAGGCACCAAGAUGGAGGCUCAGAUCUCCCGGCCAAGGAUUAAGCCCUUGCUGCCACGGGUCAGUUCCUACAUGGUUCCAGUCCACUUCCCGACGAGCGAGCCAUUCCAUCUCCCGUUGCCUUCAAGGCCACCUCUGCCUGCAGACCAGACUGCCUUGGGGACCAUGCAGGGCAACCCAGCCGAACACCCUGCGCCAAAGAUCCUGCGCUCCAGCGAAGAACCGGUCCUGUUGCCUUCUCCGAGCUCCAUAAAGGAGGAAAAAUAUUGCGGCGAAGAGUCUUGUUCAUUAAACCCACAGUGCCCUCUUGAGGAAGGCAGUUGUACAGACAGCGGAAAACCAUUGGCGGGAGUUCUGAGCGACAGUUUUCUCUCCCCGGAGUGGGUCUCCUCUUUCCUCCCGGUAUGGCCUGUGAAGGAGGAACCAGCGGGAGCUGGUGAAGAGCAGGACCUCCGUGUGCAAGCGUCCCCCAUAAAACAAAAGAGACAGGUUACAGGGGUCAGGUCAGCCCCCCAAAGUACGCUGGUUAUAAAGAGGCAAGAAUUGGGCAGAUCCAGAAGGAAGCAGCACUUAGCCCUCUCUUCCUCAGAAGAACCGGUUCUCCUUCUGCCCCUCGGUGGUGGUGGCUCAACAUCCUUCCUGAUGAGACAAUGUCCUUCCACUCUGGAGGAACCUCUAGAGACCCUUGUCUGUGGUCCAGAAGAAGACCCUCCAGUGAACUGCAGGCGGCCCAAAGCUUCCACCCCAAAUAAAGUGCCCAUAACCACUUCUAUACCCCUGCCACCUACUGACCAGUGGAGAUUGACCCCUUUGGUCAACGAAAGGAGCACGGUUGAUUUCAGUUCUCCGAGAUCUUCUCCCUUGCCGUUCCUGCCCUUCCAGGAUAAUUUAGAUCUGGAGUUUAAUGAGACCUCACUGAGGCAAUCCUUGGGCGACUCUCCCCAGUGUCCACUUCUGAACGCGGAAAUGGGUGAAAUAGUCCCUGAACUCUUGGACACUUCUUCCCCAUCCAGCAAGGUGGCCUGUGAGCUUCCAGGGGACAACUCCCUUCUGGAAGACCUUGUUUUGGAGAACAUGCCUGAGAACUGGAGCAAGCUCUCGCUGGACCUCAGUUUUCCAGACCCCGAGAACUUGGAGACCGAUCUGAGCUGGUCACAGCUCCUUCCUCACCUAAAAUGACCCAGUUGGGCUCCUUGCAAAUAACUUCACCUGGGCGGCACAUUCAGAAGACCCCAGUCCCAUACCUUACUGGCAUUUCAGCAAAUAUGGGUCUUGAUUAACUCAGAGGUCACCCGAAUGUAAGGAUCGAGAAAGCCGUAGCCACGAUAGGUUGAAGGAAGACUCCCUAUCCUGUUUUCUACACCUGCUUCUUUGCAGAUGAUGGUUUGGGCAAAUCUAGAACACUCCCGUAAGGGGUCAGAUGGAAAGCUCCAGGGCUGUCAAUAGUUUUGGAGACAACUUCUAGAGUUUCUGCUGAAGGAAAGAUUCAUCUAUUGAAAGGUGUCUGGGCUACCCAAAUGACAUCUUACCUAGCCUUGGGCCUUAGAUGUUAAUCCCUUGAUGCUUUGGGGCAAUUGCUGUCUUAUUCUAAUAAGAGAAGCUUGAUCUCAUUGCUAAAGUCUGAAAAUUAGGUUCAGGGCUGCUAGACAGUCAGAAAACAAUAAAAUUGGUGCCUCUCCAUGGGAUUCCCGCCACAUCUGUAGCCUAAAGCAUCAUGAGAAGUGUGUUAAGGGGCCGCAUUUAGCUAACUAAAGUGGGAUCUGCUUAUCUAGAGGCUGUGGCGUUUCGCCUCUAGCUAGGACAGUGUUUCUCAAC
Messenger RNA from Crotalus tigris (Tiger rattlesnake), 2916 nucleotides. It is a transcript of the gene FOXM1, whose product is annotated as forkhead box M1. The transcript is spliced from 8 exons. Gene Ontology annotation, biological process: G2/M transition of mitotic cell cycle; regulation of DNA-templated transcription. NCBI's taxonomy places the organism in Eukaryota, Metazoa, Chordata, Lepidosauria, Squamata, Viperidae. The record is from RefSeq and is a predicted model, not a curated record. Bases 100 to 2280 code for a protein of 726 amino acids. Gene Ontology annotation, molecular function: DNA-binding transcription factor activity; sequence-specific DNA binding.